AUUCGUUAUGAAAACAAUGCAAAAAUCAUUAAGAAAAAUUUUACCAUCGGUUGGUAACAUUGAUGAAAAUUUGAAACAAAGUGGCAGUUGCAAUUUAUUUGAAAGUGUAUAAAAAUUUUUUUUCUUUUAAAUAAAUGGAAUCACAAAUAAAUUCGAAGCAAAUGGAUUUUGAUGUGUUUAAUUUAAUUUCUGAGUCACUUUUGCAAGAUGUAGCGCAAUGCAUUAGCCAAUCGGAUUUUAUUUCAUUAAUGCCAAUUGCCUUGCAAGGAAAAACAGGACGUGGAAUUGUGGCUUACGAACAGUUAUUAGAUGUAAAUAAACGAGACAUGUUGGAAUAUUGGCAAACGGUUUGUUCAGAACUCCAGUUCAAAACAAAAUAUAAUAUUCUACAAUCUUUGAUGGUAAAAUAUGCAAAUUCCAAGGAACCCAAAUGGCGACCUAAGUUAAGUGAAAUCCAAGGACUAUAUGAAUGUAGAACAAAUAGUUUAUUAACGAAAAAGGAAAAAUUGGAAAAAGGUUUACGUGAUUUGCAGGAUGAUUUAAAAAAGACUGAAGAGGAAUGUGCUAAACAAAUACAGAAAUUUGAUGAAGAUAUUAGAUUACAUUUAACUAAAAUUAAAAACAUAUUAAAAAUUAAAAUUCGAAGUUUAGAUGAAUUAAUUACCCAAAGGCAUCAACAAAUUGAUCAAUUAUUAUCGAAUGGCACACUCGAAGAACUAAACUGAAAACAAUUUUAAAUAAAAAGCUUGAUUUUGUUAUAUAUGAAAUGGGGCUUAGUCUAAAUCAAUUCUGAAAAUUUUAGGAGAAGGUUGCCCGAUUAUUUAAAUAAAUAAAUGACUUCAAAAGUAGGCAUAAUUAACAUUGGUUUUAAAUUUCCUAAAUAUAGAACUACUACCCCUUAGAAGUUUUUCUUCUCCACCCGGUCUAAUUAAAGAAAUAACCGUAGUAAGUUAGUCAUCGUUUUUAAUUUUGAAAAUUGCUCUGUUAAUAUUUCGUAUAUUGAAAUUUUUGUAAGAAAAUAAAAAUUUUUGUUUAUAAUCGCGUCAAUGCAUACUUAAAAGCGCAAGGGGGUCGGUGCAUCUGAUCCAAAAAUGGAAGAGGACUUUUCCUUAGAAUUUUAUUUUCUACCUGAUGCAACAAGGGUGUCCGAUACUUCUGAAAAACACUGUAUAUUUUAAUUGUUAA
This is a messenger RNA of Chrysoperla carnea, 1185 nucleotides long. RefSeq lists its product as uncharacterized. NCBI's taxonomy places the organism in Eukaryota, Metazoa, Arthropoda, Insecta, Neuroptera, Chrysopidae. The record is from RefSeq and is a predicted model, not a curated record. The transcript is spliced from 4 exons. The coding region runs from base 135 to 725 and encodes 196 amino acids.